Messenger RNA from Cherax quadricarinatus, 3035 nucleotides. Lineage: Eukaryota; Metazoa; Arthropoda; Malacostraca; Decapoda; Parastacidae. The record is from RefSeq and is a predicted model, not a curated record.
AUGCUGUGGGAGGUGCCGUUAAGGUCUGCGGAUGCUGUGGGAGGUGCCGUUAAGGUCUGCGGAUGCUGUGGGAGGUGUCAGUAAGCUCUGUGGAUGCUGUGGAAGGUGUCAGUAAGGUUUGCGGAUGCUGUGGGAGGUGUCAGUAAGAUCUGUGGAUGCUGUGAGAGUGCUCAUAAGCUCUGAAGUUGCUGUAAUUAUUGUGAAAACGUAGGAAAGACCAUUAAUACGCAGUGAUAGUUACUUACUAAAGUGGAAACUGAAGAAAAUGGAAUGUUAACAGUAAGUUGAAGUACGAGAUGGUGGUCAUCUGGGCUGCCUUAACACUCACUGCUAGUGUUAUAUUCAGAGUCGUGCGUUAAACCCGUCAGAAUCCCAGCUUGACAGUUUUAAGGUGAAAGUGGAAUGUUGACGGUGGUAGAGGAGUUGGUGGGGAGGUAGCUGCAUCGAAGCUGCAGUUCACCACUACUACACCACCACUACACCACCACUACACCACCACUACACCAACAUCACCACUACCACAACACCAAAGCCACCACUACACCAACACUACCACCAACAGUGUCAUCAGGACUGCCACCAGCACUACCACCACCAGUAUAACGCCACUACACCAACAUCACCACUACCACAACACCAAAACCACCACCAUUACACCUACACCACAUACACCAACACCAUUAUCGCCAGUUCAUCUACACCACCACACACUACAAUAAUACCAUCAUAACACCACUACAAAAACACAACGUAAACAUUAACACCACUGUAACACCACAACACAACAAUCCUACAACACAACACCAUAAAAUAACACCACCAUCACCACAACACAAUAACACAACACCCCAACACUAUAACAGUACCACAGCACAGUAACACAACACGAUAACAUCACCAUACCACCAUCACAACACAAUAACGCCAUCACCACAACAAAGUAAAACUACCAUAACACCACCACACCUCCAUAACACCACCUUAACACCAUGAUUGACUGGGUGAGCAUCGUCCGUCACUCGCGCCGGAGAUUCAGUAACUACAUGUAUGCUGGACCGUCCCGCGUGCGGCGGCGGAGGAAGAAACCUAUCAUGCCUGCCGCAGCCGCAGCCGCCUCCUCCGCUCUCUCCGCAGCCACAGAGGAGAAGGAAGACAAGAAGGAAGAGGAGGAGGAGCAGGAGGAGGACGGGGUAGGGAUCAGGUGGAGCGCCCUGGUGGACAGACUUCAUCCUUGUGAUCUCUGUGGAUGCCUCAGUAAAAAACACAAAUCUCGCUACGACGACCAUGUGCCGCCUGUCAGUCCCGCCCAGAUAAGAGACAUGGAAAACCUUGAUGGUGUCCCUCGCAGUGACCACAACCACGACGUGUCUAAGAGCAAUGACAGGUGGCAGCAGCAUCGCCCCCGCGACCAGACAAAUGGCGGCCAGGACGAGUGGGAGAGUGAAGACAUCACUCUGGAGAGAGGCAACCAAGGUCUGGGCUUCAGUAUUGCUGGUGGCACAGACAACCCACAUAUUGGUUCUGACACUUCCAUCUACAUCACCAAGCUGAUACCAGGCGGAGCAGCGGCCACUGAUGGUCGACUGCAGAUCACGGAUGUCAUAGUGUCUGUUAAUGAUGUUAGUGUUGUUAAUGUUCCUCAUGCAUCGGCAGUUGAUGCACUUAAACGUGCUGGUAAUACUGUACAUUUGUGUGUUAAACGACGCAAGCGUCCCCCAAAUGUUGUGCUCAUGGAAGUAGAGUUGAUAAAAGGAAACAAAGGCCUUGGAUUCAGCAUUGCAGGUGGUAUUGGAAACCAACACAUCCCUGGUGAUAAUGGUAUCUACAUCACUAAAAUCAUGGAGGGAGGUGCGGCUCAUGUGGACGGUCGCGUGUGUGUUGGGGACAAGUUAGUUGCUGUCAGAGAUACUCCAUCUGGGGAUGUAAAUUUGGAAAACGUGACCCACGAAGAUGCCGUUGCCUGCCUCAAAUCAACCAGUGACCGUGUUGUGCUGGUCUUGGGUAAGGUGGUUGCCCCUCAAACUAAUGCCACUACAGACUUGGCCCUUCCUCCUUUACAACCUUCCCAGACUCGCCAUCAGGACCUCAUGCCCCCACCCCCAACGCCACCACCUGCACCUCUCGACACUUCCUCGGUCCACAAUGAACUUCUGAUGGAGGCCCAUUCAACCCCAGAUGACCUUGUAUCUAGAGAGCCUCGCAGAGUGAGCCUAGCCAAAGGAGUGACAGGUUUAGGUUUUAACAUCGUUGGUGGUGAGGAUGGUGAAGGAAUUUUCAUCUCGUUCAUAUUGGCUGGUGGACCAGCUGAUCUCUCCGGUGAACUAAGGCGGGGUGACCAGAUCCUUAAUGUUAAUGGCACUGAUCUACGCUCUGCUACACAUGAACAGGCUGCUCAAACUCUAAAGGGAUGUGGACAGACAGUAAAUCUGACAGUGCAAUAUAAACCUGAUGAGUACAAUCGCUUUGAAGCCAAGAUCCAUGACCUUAAACAACAGAUGAUGUCUGGCACUCUAAGAACCACACAAAAACGCAGUCUCUAUGUCAGAGCUUUGUUUGAUUAUGACCCCAACCGUGAUGACGGUUUGCCUUCUCGUGGUCUUGCCUUUAACUAUGGAGAAAUUCUUCAUGUCACUAAUGCUUCUGAUGAUCAGUGGUGGCAAGCCAGACGUGUUUUGCCAACAGGUGAAGAAGAAGGUACCACAGGAAUUAUUCCUUCUAAAGCCCGUUGGGAAAAGAAACAAAAAGCUCGACUUAGGUCAGUGGCCUUCCAGGGAAAGAAUAACAAUGACGCCAGGCAAUCAACGCUAGAAAGGAAGAAGAAGACGCUAUCAUUCAGUCGAAAAUUCCCAUUUCUGAAUAAAAGUAAAGACGACAAGAGUGAGGAUGGGUCGGACAAUGAGCUCGAUGAGGACUUUGAAGCCUCCAUAGCAACAAAUGACGGAGAGAGCGAUAGCCGAAGCAUGAGUGAGUAUUCCCUCUGCCCGCUAUGUAGGCUUGCUGAGGUAUUCAUCUUUGUGUGAAGUGUUCCUUCUUCA